Messenger RNA from Symbiodinium natans, 714 nucleotides. The record is from the annotation of a GenBank genome assembly. NCBI's taxonomy places the organism in Eukaryota, Dinophyceae, Suessiales, Symbiodiniaceae.
AUGGGUGAGGAGGAUGUAGGACACAUGUUCUGCAUGUACCAGUACGAGGUUGGCACGCGAAGCCCGUCGCCAAUCUGCGCGACGGCAUUGGACUGCAACCCGCCGCUGACGGAUCCCUGCAAUCCACAGGAGCUCCUGAGGUGCGGAUGUGAUGCCAGGGUGGACGAGGUCUUUCCAAUGUCGAUCUUGGGCUUCAACCUGCAACAGGAGGACUCGGUCCACUUCCUACCAUAUGCACAGCUCUGCACUUUCGAUCUGAUAGGUCCGCGGAUCCUGAACCCCUUCUCGGAGCCCAUCAGCCAGGUUGUUUCCGCGAACCAGGACCAGGUCACAUACGAAGGCAUGACUUCGAUCGAGACAGGCCUCUAUCGAGUUUGCGCGAUCCACGUCGGCCGUCUUUACGAUGUUGGCCUCGUGGUGGUACGGCCCUCCUGUGCUGUUCCUCUGGUCCUGGUGGAUGGCGCCUGUGUGGAACAUUGUCCGAGGACGAAGAUCCCAGUGGCUGGCAAGUGCACGGCGCCUAGAGCCUGCGUCAUCGCUGUGGUAUGCGUGAUACAGCUGCUUUCCAUGCCCGGGACACACAGGCUCAUUCGCCGACUUGCCAUGCUGUCUGGAAGUGUUGCCGGCCUGCUGACGCAGCAGGACUACAUGCUGGCCAUCCGCAUGACAGACCCGUAUGAAAGCAGUGCAGCCCUUGUGAGAUUGCACAGGUAG